Molecule: messenger RNA, 3139 nt
Organism: Paramisgurnus dabryanus
Lineage: Eukaryota; Metazoa; Chordata; Actinopteri; Cypriniformes; Cobitidae
Source: RefSeq, a predicted model, not a curated record
UGGCACAUCGCUCAAAAAUCAGGCAAAGUAGAGUUGAUUUUUCGUUGUCACGGUGAUUCGUAGACAAGCUGAAUAUUUUGAUAAAGGACAUUCAAGCGCAAAAUGUCUGAGACAACAUGUAAAAUCUUUUACAUUUUCCCAAAUUUAGACAAAUAUGAGGGAGAAUGCUAUCAUACAUCAGAUGGUGUGGUGAUCAGGAAAGGGUUUGGCACACAGACAUCAGCCUCUGGAGUUACAUACACUGGUGAAUGGAACAAUGAUAAGAUGAAUGGCAGUGGAACUCUUUCACAUCCAUCAGGAGCAAUUUACAGAGGUCUGUUUAGAAAUAACAUGUAUCAUGGAAAAGGAACUUACGGAUUUCCUGAUGGGACAGAAUACAAUGGAACCUUUAACAAUAAUAGAUUAGAGGGUAAUGAAGAGUUCACAGAUUCGCAAGGACAUGUGUGGACCGGAAUGUUCCACACCAAAGCAGCACUAGGACUGAAGCUUAAAGUCAACAUGUAGCAUGCACUGAUAUACACAAACACACUGCAAUUACUACAGUUAAAUUGUUCGUUUACAUGAGUCUGAAUUGGAUGGCAUAUGUAAAUCGUCAACUAAAAAGUGCUAUAUUCAUUUUAUGUUUAUAGCUUUGGACAAACUGAACUUAACAAGUGUCCGUAGAGUCACUUUUUUUCCUAAAUAAUAAGCAAUAUACAAAAGGCUUAUUUUUAAACACAUAAUAAUUUAUAAGGUUUAUCAGAUCAUUUAGAAGUGCAAGUAAAUGAAUAAUAAAAAAAUAAAUGUACAUUAACACAUUGUUUAGACAUAGUAAUAGGUAUUCAGUAUGUUAAUAAAUGCUUUUAUUAAAGGUGCAAUGUGUAACAUUUAGAAGGAUCUAGACAUAAAUUGAAUAUAAUUUAAUAUAAAGAGUAUAAUAUAAAGAGGUUUGGUUGACUAUAAUUGGCCCCUAUGUCAGAGAAAUCAUCAAUGGCAGUUUGUCCUCUGGUACUGUGCCAUCUUUUUGUAAAAAGGCUGUUGUUGAACCUCUGAUUAAAAAAAGUGGUCUUGACCCAACAACUUUAUCAAAUUAUCGGCCAAUUUCUAAAUUACCAUUCCUGUCGAAGAUUUUAGAGAAGAGUGUAUUUGCACAGUUGCAGCCUUUUUUAGAUGCAAAUUGCAUUCUUGACACUUUCCAGUCAGGUUACAGAACCUUCCAUAGCACUGAGUCUGAACUUUUAAAGGUUUUUAAUGAUUUAUUUUUAAUAACUGAUACGGGUGAUUCUGCUGUUUUAGUACUUUUAGACCUGACGACUGCUUUUGACACAGUUGACCACACAAUACUUUUAUCUCAUUUGGAAAAUUGUGUGGGUGUCAGAGGAACAGCGCUAGAGUGGUUCAGGUCGUACCGGUCUGGGAGAUGUUUUACUGUUAGACUGGGGGACUCCACUUCGUCCACCUGAGUCCCCCAGGGAUCAAUUCUUGGGCCCAUUCUUUUUGCCUUAUAUCUUCUCCCUCUCAGUGUGAUUUUUAAAAGACAUGGUAUCUCAUAUCAUUUUUAUGCAGACGAUUGCCAAAUAUACCUGCCACUGACUAAAAAUGAUCAUGCUCCUCUGACACCCCUACUUGAGUGCUUAAGUGAUGUCAAGGCUUGGUUAGCUCAGAAUUCUUUAAUUCUAAAUGAGGGAAAGACUGAAAUAAUGUUAUUUGGUCCCCCUCAAUAAUCAUGUGCAUCCCAUAGCCACCAGCCGUCACUAUAGACAGUGAUUUUAAACUGGAUAAACAAAUUAACAAUGUCGUUAAAUCAUGUUUUUUCCAUCUUCGGCUUUUAUCUUAAAUUAAACCUUUUUUAACGUUGAAACAUUUUGAGCUAGUCAUGCAGGCUUUUAUUUCUUCACGUCUGGACUACUGCAAUUCACUUUAUACUGGAAUAUCCCAAAAUGCACUUUCGCGCCUGCAGUUAGUCCAGAACUCUGCGGCUAGACUUUAAACAGGAACCAAAAAGCGCGAACACAUCACCCCCAUCCUCGCCUCAUUGCACUGGCUUCCUGUUCGAUUCCGAAUCGAUUUUAAGAUUUUAUUGUUUGUUUUUAAAGCGCUGAGUGGACUGGCCCCUCAGUACAUCACUGACCUCAUCCAAAUUUAUACACCAGCGCGUUCGCGUGAGGUCAAAUGGCCAGUUCCAGCUUGUGGUUCCUAAAUCCAGACUCAAAUCCAGAGGGGACCGGGCCUUCUCUGUAGUUGGCCCAAGACUGUGGAACGCUCUGCCUCCUCUGGUCCGUGCGGCCCCCACAGUUGAAUGUUUUAAGUCUCAUCUUAAGACCCACUUUUAUUCCUUGGCUUUUAACACUGCGUGAGUUAUGUGGUCCUGUGUCUUUUAUUAUUUUGUUUUUAUUUAUUUAUUUUAAAUGAUUGUGGUUUUGUACUUGUGUGCUUUUCUAUUGUCUUUGAACAGCACUUUGGAGACUGUUCUUGUCGGCAAAAUGUGCUAUAGAAAUAAAGUUGAUUGAUUGAUUGAUUGAUACUAUACAUCACUGUGUUUUCAGUGGUGUGUAAAGACUAUACAUAAUGAAAAUAUAUGUUUUUAUUACCUUAGAAUACGCCGUUUUUAUCUACAUACACCACGGGUCCCCUAACAUGGAAGUCACCAUCAUGUUUCUACAGUAGCCCUUAAUGGACAAAUUGUUAUCAAGACUGCGUUUUGUCACUACUUUAUUUUAGGUUUACUUCCUGACUCCUGAGAUACCUCCAUCAUCCUGUCCCACAAUUCUAUGCGUGUGGGUGCAUGGGGAAUGUGAUUAGUCGAGUUCGAAAAAAAAAUGACGGCCAAGAAAGCAGCUGGAGCACAAAUUUAUUGUAAAUAAAUUUAUAUUUUCACUUUUUACACAUUUUAAUUUCAUUUCUAGCGAGAAAUUAGUAUUGCAGUUUUCAAAUAUGUGAUUAGUUAUCACAAAGGCGCUCUCUUUUUAUAUUUCAAACACGCUGCCUAUAAAGUGUGUCCGAAAGCGUUUCCCUGAGGUGCCUUCAUGCCUCCGAAGUCAUUGCCUCAUGAGGCAGCGAGGCAACAGGACAGCUGCCUAAGUUUUCAGACACAGCCGUUGUCUCAGACGAUGAUAUGUUUUCCUGUGGCGGCUACCAUAGUUUUACUACGUGUUUUGAA